AGGUGUGAGGGCGCAGAUCUUGGAGGUGGCUCUGACUGAAGAUACAGAGAGCUAGCCAAAAGAAGAAACAUGCAAAGGAGAAAUAUGAUCACUGGUGCAUCUUUCGCACGAGCUUCGACGAGUGCGUUCCUGAUGACAUCUCAUCAAAUGGCGUCGAUGGCUGAUUCGGUGCAAUAGAUGGCUUUUUUCGUUUGCACGGAUUGGCCAUCCGUCGAGGAUUUAGGCUGGCGGUGAAUCAGGCCACAAAUAGAUUCUCGAACAGACGGAUGGCGCGGACGAUUGUCUUGGAUGGAGAUUUCGCCAUGAGACAACCUCGCCGGUACCUGACGAAAGGCAUUACGAGACAUCAUCAGCCCCUGUUCGCGAGUCCAGACCUCCUUGGAAGAGAUCCGCUGCCCAGAUACCACCGUCAUUCCCGAUGCAACCGUCUGAUAGAGUGCUGUCCCGGUGCAAUUUCAUCCCCGGCAUCAACAUCGGUUAUCCUAGCACGAGCGGAGUUCAUGUAUCUCUCUAGCCUGUCGAGGCUUCCAUCGUGCCACUGGCCAGCUGCAGUUACCCAAUGUCAGGUCCAUGACGCAAACCCGAGAGGCAACAGAGUAGAACGCGUUUUAGGGACUCCUGCGGCCAUGUGGACGUCUGUCAUUGACACCACAUCCAUAGCUUAUUGAGUCCGCGAUCGUCCCUCAUGCAAACAGAUGGACCCGAUGCGCUGGGGAGCAUACGCCAAAAAAGGGGCUAUGGAUCCACGAAACC
Messenger RNA from Aspergillus ibericus CBS 121593, 753 nucleotides. RefSeq lists its product as uncharacterized. The transcript has a single exon. NCBI's taxonomy places the organism in Eukaryota, Fungi, Ascomycota, Eurotiomycetes, Eurotiales, Aspergillaceae. The record is from RefSeq and is a predicted model, not a curated record. Bases 267 to 668 code for a protein of 133 amino acids.